Messenger RNA from Tetranychus urticae (two-spotted spider mite), 886 nucleotides. RefSeq names its product ADP-ribosylation factor 2. The record is from RefSeq and is a predicted model, not a curated record. Lineage: Eukaryota; Metazoa; Arthropoda; Arachnida; Trombidiformes; Tetranychidae. Gene Ontology annotation, molecular function: GTP binding; GTPase activity.
CUUUAUCAUCUCCUUCAACUAUUUAACCGGUUUCCAUUAACCAGUGUAUCUUUAUUUUAAGAGAUUGUUUAUUUAAUAGAUUUUAACAAUGGGCCUAACUAUCAGCUCUAUUUUUCAAAGCCUAUUCGGGUCUAAGCAAGUCCGAAUUUUGAUGGUUGGUUUGGAUGCUGCUGGUAAAACAACCAUUUUAUACAAGCUCAAACUUGGUGAAAUAGUAACUACAAUUCCUACGAUAGGUUUUAAUGUGGAGACGGUGGAAUAUAAAAACAUCAGCUUUACUGUUUGGGAUGUAGGAGGUCAAGACAAAAUUAGACCUUUAUGGAGGCAUUAUUUCCAAAACACACAAGGCCUUAUAUUUGUUGUUGACUCAAACGAUAGAGAAAGAGUUGGAGAGGCUCGGGAAGAAUUGAAUCGCAUGUUAACUGAAGAUGAGCUCAGAGAUGCUGUUCUCCUUAUUUUCGCCAACAAACAGGACCUUCCUAAUGCAAUGAAUGCCGCUGAGAUUACCGAUAAACUUGGUUUACAUUCCCUCCGAAGUCGCAAUUGGUACAUUCAAGCAACUUGUGCGACAAGUGGUGAUGGUCUUUAUGAAGGUCUGGACUGGCUUUCAAAUCAAUUAAAGGGUCAAAAGUAAACACCUUGUCACCUUUAGUUUCUCAAUCCUGAUUAAUUACAAACUUAAGAGCAAUUAUAAUUAAUAAAUUUUUUUAACCAUCGUAUACACCAAGUUAAAUACACCAAUUAUCUCUUGAUGUGGCAAAUUUUACAAUCCAUUUGAAUCACAGUAAAACCUUGCUUGAUACAUAAAAUCCUUCCAUCUAUCGUCAAACAAUUGUAAACAGUUGGCAAUCAGUAAGUAAAGUAGUGUGUCUAUUAGUCAAUAAAA